Dendronephthya gigantea is the source of this 2145-nucleotide messenger RNA. RefSeq lists its product as uncharacterized. The record is from RefSeq and is a predicted model, not a curated record. NCBI's taxonomy places the organism in Eukaryota, Metazoa, Cnidaria, Anthozoa, Malacalcyonacea, Nephtheidae. The transcript has a single exon. Bases 1 to 2145 code for a protein of 714 amino acids.
AUGUAUAAUGGGUCAGAAGUGAAGCCUAUUGGAAAGACAAGGCUCCAAGUUAUCAAUCCUAAGAAUAACAAGAAGUACAGCAUAGAGUUUAUGGUUGUGGAAGAGAAUUGCAAGUCCAUACUUGGGGCUAAAGCCAGUCAGCUCAUGAACUUACUUGUUGUUAACAAAGAGAACAUUUUUACAACUACGCCGAGCGUCAAAGAUGCACCCAAGUUUAUCACCAAAAAGUAUCUCAUUAAGGAGUAUCCAGAACUGUUCCAAGGUCAAGGAACUUUACCAGGGGAACUGCAUCUAGAGAUUGAUGAAACUAUUUCCCCAGUCCAGCUCCCAACACGAAGGAUUCCACUGGCUGUAAAAGACAAACUCAAAGCAGAGCUUGACCGACUAGUUGACACGAAUGUCAUAGCUCCAGUGGAUACGCCGACGACCUGGAUAUCGGCUAUUGUUGUUACAGUCAAGAAGAAUGGGGACAUCCGUUUGUGUAUUGACCCCAAACCAUUAAAUAAAGCCCUCAAGCGUAACCAUUACCCUUCACCCACCAUUGAUGAGAUCCUACCGGAUUUGGCCCACGCUCGCUGUUUCUCAGUCCUUGAUGCCAAGAACGGGUUUUGGCAUAUCCAGCUGGAUGAGGCCAGUUCAUAUGCAACAACCUUUGGCACUCCAUGGGGUCGGUAUCGGUGGUUGCGAAUGCCCUUCGGCAUAUCACCCGCACCUGAAGAGUUUCAACGACGUGUGAACGAUAUCUUGUUGGGUCUACCUGGAGUCAAAGUCAUCGCAGAUGACCUUCUUGUUUAUGGCAGUGGUGCAACAGAUGAAGAGGCAUAUCUCGACCAUGACAAGAACCUCAGGGGUUUGAUGGAACGGUGUAGAGAGAAGGGUCUCAAGCUGAACCCUGACAAGAUUCAACUUCGACUCGAAGAGGUUAGCUACAUGGGCCAUCGUCUGACAUCGAAUGGACUGAAGAUCGACCCCGAGAAGACGAAGGCCAUCAGAGACAUGCCUGCCCCCACAGACAAGUUGGGAGUACAGAGAUUGCUUGGCAUGGUGAACUAUGUGCAAAAGUUCGCCCCUAAGUUAGCUGAGAUCACUACACCUCUACGUGAUCUGAUCAAGCACGGACAUGAAUUCCGGUGGGAGAAGCAUGUGCAUGGGAAAGCGUUGGAGGAAAUCCGACAGAUGCUCUCAGAACCACCAGUGCUACGGUUCUUCGACCCUGAUGUAAUGCCAGUCCUGCAGUGUGAUGCAUCCAUGAAUGGUCUUGGGGCCUGCCUGUUACAGAACAACCAACCAGUGGCAUAUGCGUCAAGGUCGUUAACACCAACCGAAGUACAGUACGCUCAGAUAGAGAAGGAGAUGCUGGCCAUCGUGUAUGGGAUGGAGAGAUUUGAAAGUUAUCUGUAUGGUCGACACGUAAAAGUAGAAUCAGAUCAUAAACCACUUGAGUCAAUCCUAAAAAAAAGCCUACUAAGUGCACCAAAGCGCCUACAACGUAUGAUGCUACGACUCCAGAAGUUUGAGCUCGAAGUCGUGUACAAGGGACCACUUAUGUUUAUGGCAGAUACGCUAAGUCGAGCAACUUCCCACCAGCCAAAUGUCGAAGGACCAGGAGAGACCGAGGAAGUGAUGAUCAUGCAGGACACAAGAUCAAUAACGGAAAGAGAAGUAGAGCAAAUUGACAUGCUGCAGAAUCUAGCAGUAAGAGAAACUACUCUAGCCCAAAUUAAAGAGCACACAGCGGCAGACAGCAACCUGCAGGCACUGGUGAGAAUUGUGAAAGAAGGGUGGCCAAACACAGAGAAUGAGGUGUCUCCAGCAUUACGAGUGUAUUACCCGUUUCGCGACGAGUUGACCGUACAAAAUGGAGUUAUCUUUAAAGGCGAGAGAUUGAUUGUGCCAGAAGGAUUGAGAGCUGAAAUGCAAGAGAAACUUCACUACAACCAUGGUGGGGUACAGGCUACACUCAGAAGAGCCAGGGAAGUAUUCUAUUGGCCAGGAAUGAACAAAAACAUUGAGGAUCUCAUCGCAAAGUGCAAUAUUUGUGCGCAGUACCGAACAAUAAACCAGAAAGAACCUCUUAUGAGUUCUCCAGUCCCAACGCGUCCAUGGAAACAAAGAUUAUCUUGUUACAGUAGAUUACUACUCUAA